Molecule: messenger RNA, 1369 nt
Organism: Spirodela intermedia
Lineage: Eukaryota; Viridiplantae; Streptophyta; Magnoliopsida; Alismatales; Araceae
Source: the annotation of a GenBank genome assembly
AUGGCUUUGAGUCAGACCGUGAAGAUUGCUCUAGCUGUUUCCUUUUUUGGUGUCCUUGCCUUUGUGCUUGGGGUGGUAGCUGAAAACAAAAAGGUUAUUUUCUCACCGUUCUCAGUGUGCUUUGAUAAAACUAUGGCGCAAUCUUUUCCCCCGUGUGUUUUUGAAUGAAGUUCUGUCAUGAUACUUGGUAUGCACUUCUCCUCUCCUGUAUUUUCAUGGGUAUGUCCGGUCAUCAUACUGUAUACUCUUUUCUUCUUUCUGUUUCUGCUACACUCGUCUCUUGUUAAGAUCUUUCCCGUUCUCUUGUACGUUUUCCUGCAGCAUAGGCUUUGUGAACAUAAGCUUUGUUCUGCAUAUAAUUUGUAUCACCUUCCUUUCAGUUUUGAUUUCUGGCCUCUUCUAAAUCAAAGAUUUAACCUCCGUGCUUCUUGUACGUGAAAUGCUCAUAUGCUCCCAAAAAUUCACGAGUGCUUCUGUUUUUUCUGAUAGCUCUCUUUUUCUGGGAAUCAAGUUUAAGUUUUUAGAUUUCAAUUUAGUCUUCGUACAGAGAAUCAUAUUUAAUUAUGAAUCGGAGCUUCUAUCGGUUUCUUUCCUUUUGCAUAUUUAGUUUUGUCUGUGCAUAUUUUCUGACAAACUUCAUAUCAUCUGCUCUUAUAGCCUCCGUCUGGUACACCAAUACAAGGGAAAGGAGUGAUCAUCUGCCAGUACCCAAGUGAUCAAACUGUUUUAUUGGGAAGCUUAUCCAUCAUAUCUCUGUUCAUAUCAAUGUUGCUCGGGUUCGUCUCAGUGUUCUAUCCAUACAAAGGUAAAUCAGUUCCGACUGAAGUAUUGUUCCGCAGCACAACAUUGCUCGUGUUCUUCACAAUUGCAGUGUAAGAGAUCAUAUCCAUCAUCUUGUCUUUUCUAAGAAAUUUUUAUUUAGUCCCCAUCCGGUAGACCUGUGUACGUCUGGACUGAGUGGUGGGUCAGCCCCUCGCAUUCGCGCACUGCCUGCUAAUUUAUAUUGCUUUUGAGGCUUGAUCACGGCGCAUCUAUCUAAAGCUCGGAAAAUGCCUGUAAAAACAGGGGGGUGACCGUGCUCGCAGAGGGAAUGAUGAUGUGGGCUACCAUCACUGAAGGCUUCCACCGCAGCCGGAAUGUCCACCACAACCUGGAGUACGAUUGCCCCACAGCGAAGACGGGGGUCUUUGGCGGCGCCGGGUUUUUGGCUCUCGAUGCAGCUCUCUUCUGGCUGAUCUGUCAAAUGCUGACCCUAAAUGCCAGAGCCGACUACUUGGAUGAUGAGGAGGAUACCAAGGGUGACUACGGCCAGGUCCUCGUCACUGACUACAACGCCGACGGAGCAGGCCACCCUCAUCCCAGGGCGUGA